This is a messenger RNA of Brugia malayi, 1953 nucleotides long. RefSeq lists its product as uncharacterized. Gene Ontology annotation, molecular function: choline O-acetyltransferase activity. Gene Ontology annotation, cellular component: neuron projection; cytoplasm. Gene Ontology annotation, biological process: neuromuscular synaptic transmission; acetylcholine biosynthetic process. Bases 1 to 1953 code for a protein of 650 amino acids. Lineage: Eukaryota; Metazoa; Nematoda; Chromadorea; Rhabditida; Onchocercidae. The record is from RefSeq and is a predicted model, not a curated record. The transcript has 14 exons.
AUGCUGCUGCUCAUAAAAGCUUUUCAAAGUAAACAACGUCUGUUUCUGCAUUCAUCUAACAUAUCUAAAAUUUUGUGUACCAAUCCUACAUGCAGACAAGCAACAACAACUAUCCAUCCGCAUGUUCAGAAGAAUUCUAUCCCAAAGCCACCGGUGCCUGCACUGGAACAUACCCUCAAACGAUACUUAGAAUAUGCAUCAGUGGUGGCUAACAAUGACAAAGCGAAGAUAUCACGUACUGAAAAAGCAGUUGCUGAAUUUAGAAAUAUUGGAGAAAGAUUACAAGAAAAACUCGAAAAAAUAGCAAAUGAAGAAGAUAAUUGGAUCAAUCAAUUCUGGUUACCACAAAUGUACUUAAAAGUGAGACUUCCAUUACCAGUAAAUUCUAAUCCAGCUUAUAUUUUUCCCCAGCAGAAUUUCAACAGUUUGGACGAACAGUUGAGUUACAUAUCUUCACUUAUUCGUGGAUUUUGUGAUUAUAAAGACUUGAUCGACAGGAAACUGAUUUCGCGAGAGGUUUCAACAGGUCGUGAUAAAGUACAAAUGUGUAUGGAACAAUACGAUCGAAUGUUUCGUUGUUAUCGUGAGCCAUGUACUCCGGUAGACAUUCUGCAUUACAAGCCGACUGAUCAAGGAAUCAAUUGCAAGGAACAUAUACUUGUGAUGUGCAAUAAUCAGACAUUUGUUGUAUUCACUCGGCUUAACGGUGUUCUACUGUCACAAGCCGAAAUAACGAAGCAACUGGAAAAGGUGAUUGAAAUGAGCAGAAGUGACGAUAAGAUGAAGGAUGUUAUUAUAGCUGGUGGUAGUGCAGGUGAUCGUGAUGAUGCUGCUAAAUUUUGGAGUUUAAUGAAAGAAGAUAAACAGAAUCUGGAAGCAUUAAAUUGGAUUCAAUCUGCUUCAUUUGGGGUUUGCAUCGAUACUCGUAGCGAGAUAAAAUGGUCUGAAAACUAUGAAAAUAAUCUGGCAUCUCGUGGAAUGUAUUUAUUACAUGGUUUUGGAAGCAAGUCAAUAGGUUUGAAUCGAUGGUAUGACAUGACGAUACAGAUUAUUGUUGCGAGUGACGGUACAAAUGGAUUGUGCAUUGAACAUUCAGUUGCUGAAGGAAUUGUACUCAUAAACUUGGUGGAAUAUGUUAUGCAAUUUAUAAAGCGGAACAAGGGACAGCAAAUGUGGGAUAAUGCGAAGAGCAUAACACCACUGCAUCUUCGCUGGACUGUAUCGUCAGAUGCCAGAUCAAUUCUACAAAAACAAAUUGAAGUCUUCGAUGACUUGGCGAAUGACUUGGACUUGCAAGUGUUAAUUUUUGACGGAUUUGGAAAAGAAUUCAUAAAAUCAUGCAAUAUCAGUCCGGAUGGUUUUGUUCAACUGGUAAUGCAACUUGCUUAUUACAAAUUACACGGACACUUAGUAUCUACGUACGAAAGUGCGUCCAUCCGACGAUUUCGUUAUGGUCGUGUAGAUAAUAUUCGUGCUGCAACACCGGAAGCAUUACGAUGGGUAGAAGCAAUGCAGAUGAAAAAUAAAACACGAGAUGAGAAACAAAAACUUUUUGUGGGAGCAGUGAAGAGACAAGCAGAAAUUACACUUGAGAAUGUAACUGGUCAUGGUAUCGAUAAUCAUUUAUGCGCUCUUCACUCUCUUGCCACGGAGGAAGUGAAAGAAGGUUCGAUGCAGAAAAUGCCAGAUAUCUUUCUGGACCCGACAUGGAUAGAAACCAUGCGAUUUCCACUAUCAACAAGCCAGGUAACAACCACUGCCUCAAUUAGCGACACAUAUCUUUGUUAUGGACCGGUCGUUAAGGAUGGCUAUGGUUGUUCAUACAACAUUCAACCACAUUCAAUCAUCUUUGCGCCAUCCUCAUUUAAAAGUUGUCUUACAACAAAUUCUCAACACUUUAAGAAAUCAUUGGUUGAUUCAUUAUAUGAUAUCCAAGCACUAAUUACGCAGUGA